AGCACAUUCACUAUAAGUGUUUCUCUCCUCUCUAUUUCCUAACUCAAUUCCCUUAUAUACAAACACUAAUUUGAUUUUUUUUUCCUCUCAAGAAUCAUAAAAUAACCCCAAAAUUUUGUUAGUUUUCUUGUCUUAAAACCUAAAAAAAAAAGCAAAUUGAGAUGGGAUUAAGGAUGUCAGAAUCAGCUAAACCUUAUUUUGCAAUGGUCUGUCUUCAGUUCGGUUACGCCGGUAUGAACCUUGUCACUAAGACCGUCCUUGACCGCGGUAUGAGUCAUUACGUUCUUGUUGCGUACCGCAACGCUUUUGCCACAGCCGCUAUCGCACCUUUCGCAUUUCUCUCCGAAAGGAAAGUGAGGUCAAAGAUGACGUUUCCAAUAUUCAUGCACAUAUUUGUUCUUGCUCUUCUCGGGCCUGUGAUAGAUCAGAACUUAUAUUACAUAGGUCUGAAACUCACAUCUCCUACGUUUUCCUCCGCCGUCAGCAACAUCGUCCCCGCAAUUACCUUUAUUCUCGCCACUCUUUUCAGGAUGGAGAAAGUGGAGAUGAGAAAAGUAAGAUGCCAAGUAAAAGUGGUGGGGACUAUAGUGACAGUGGUUGGAUCCAUUUUGAUGAUAUUCUUCAAAGGUCCUUUCAUAAAUUUCUUCCAAUCUCACCUCGCCACCACCGCCGCCUCUUCGCCGCUGGCCGGUGAUUAUCUUAAAGCCACCGUCUUCCUCCUCCUCGCCUCCCUCUCAUGGGCUUCGUUCUUCGUUCUUCAGGCAUCGACUCUGAAGAAAUACUCAGCACAUCUCUCGUUAUCAAGCAUGGUGUGUUUCAUGGGAACGUUACAAUCCUUAGCCCUGACCUUCGUAAUGGAGCACAAUCCUUCUGCUUUGAACAUCGGUUUUGACAUGAACCUUCUCGCUUCUGCCUACGCGGGAAUAAUGUCGUCGAGCAUAGCUUACUACGUUCAAGGACUUAUGAUGCAGCGAAAGGGUCCUCUCUUUGUCACUGCUUUUAACCCUCUUGUCGUCGUCAUUGUCUCCAUAAUGAGCUUCUUUGUUCUCGGCCAAGGAAUCUACCUUGGAGGGGUUAUUGGAGUGGUUGUUUUGACGGUGGGAGUCUACGCCGUGUUAUGGGGCAACCACGUAGAUGAUGACGGCCAAGAAACACGCCCUGAAGAUAACGUUUUAGAAGCCGUUAAGUGUUGUAGUGGCAAUAAUGGUCUCUCGAUAAUGCCGAGAAUCGACGAAGCUGAUGAGGAUGUUGAAACCGGGAAAGUUACGGCGACGGAGAAGGAACCAUCGGUGGUGGUUGUGGUUUUUUGUACUGAAAAUGUGGAUAACGUUUCACGAUGCUAAUUAGAAUGUUUUUUUGUGUUUGAGGCAAAAAUUGGGGAGAAGAGUAAGUUCUUUUUUGAUACUUGUACGUUUGAAUUCUUUCCCCUGCUUCAAAAGUUUUAUUUAUAGUUUUGAUUUCUUAGUGUAACUAAGGAUUCGAUGUACAAUCGAUUUUGAUCGUUUAACUAGCUAUGAACCUGUGUAAAUCGCCGCAUUUGGUAUUAAUAUGCAACUGCUACA
Messenger RNA from Eutrema salsugineum, 1562 nucleotides. Its product is annotated as WAT1-related protein At2g40900. The transcript has 7 exons. Gene Ontology annotation, molecular function: transmembrane transporter activity. The coding region runs from base 162 to 1343 and encodes 393 amino acids. The record is from RefSeq and is a predicted model, not a curated record. Gene Ontology annotation, cellular component: plasma membrane. Lineage: Eukaryota; Viridiplantae; Streptophyta; Magnoliopsida; Brassicales; Brassicaceae.